Cercospora beticola is the source of this 3852-nucleotide messenger RNA. RefSeq lists its product as uncharacterized. The record is from RefSeq and is a predicted model, not a curated record. Lineage: Eukaryota; Fungi; Ascomycota; Dothideomycetes; Mycosphaerellales; Mycosphaerellaceae. Gene Ontology annotation, molecular function: protein binding.
UGUUUGUGCAGCACAAGACUCCCGGAGCUCGCUAUCGUUGCCUUCUCGCCAUUCUUGCUUUCUCGACCUCCUCGACAUGCGCGGGACGACGGCUGCAUAACGAUGCGGCUUCAAUAGCACUGCCGCCACCACCUUCGCCGCGUGAGGUCCACAAUGAGCGGUCUCGUGAAGAAGGUACCGAACCCCGAGAAGGGCGCGCGCUAUGUUGGCCUGUUGGAUGCGGCGCUGUGCAAUGGCAGCUGGGACGAGGUGCCCGAGCUGGCGCGCAAGGUAGAGAAGCAUGCGCCGCAGCGGAAAUGUCUCACCCUUGCCGCUCGCACAGAAGCACAAGCUGCUUCUGCCUCUCGUCGACCCACCUCUGCCUCUUCGACAACGGCGACCAGCAUCCACGGCCUGAGCGAAGCCGUUCCGAACCUCCUCGAAGCGAUAUCGACAGCAGAAGCCGAACAUCCCGAUGAUGCCUUCGUUGCCCGCGCAUGCUUAGCACAGAUACAUUGGAUCCAAGAGGCUCCGCUAGAGGCUCUGCAAGCUCUCCCAGCUGCUUCGGUGUCUACAGUAGCCUCGCGCGAUGCAGAGAAGGGUGGACCAGCUACCCUUGGCUGGCUGGAGGUAUGCGAGGUCAAAGCAGCUUAUAUCAGGGCGGCUUGUCUGGAUGCAAGUGGCAGUCAGCCCGAAGCAAGAGAGAGCUAUCAGGCUGCUGUUUCUCGGACUCCGGGCUACAGAACACCAGAGCUACGCAGGUGGACUGAGAGGCUGCUUGGAAGAGCAUGCGUAUACACUGUCAAGAAGCUUCCUUCACCUUCAAUACGCGACCUCAGCGAAACAUACUCUGCCUUCAAAGCGUGGGGAGAGUUCUGGCAGAGAGCUGCAUCCUCUCCUUCAUCCGAUCCUUCUGGAAACGUUCUGGAUGUGUCCCGGCGGCAAGUAUGGAAGGCGUACUAUGACUUGCUCUCCACCGUUCUGCAGCAUGACCUGAUUUACAGCCCAUAUUCAAAUUCGCCCUCUGACGCUUUUAUUUUCUCAAACACCAUACUACCCCAAGAACAGCGAACGACAGUGAAACAACGACAGCGCUCCGAGAUGUGUCGAGUCGAGACGGUCUACGAAUCACUCCUGCUCGAGGAAACCAAAUUCCCUAAGGCUAGCCAGUCGAACAGCGAGGUAGAGGAGUGGACUACGCAAGUUGUCUCGAAUUGGCGUCACUUUACCGGCUUGGAAUGGACGGAUUCUGAUCUGGGUGAAGGAGGCAGAAAUGCUGUCUCGCGGGCCACUCUGGACAUUCUCUAUCGGGCGGCAACGAAGACGUUCCACUCAACCCCGAUUCUCAGGCAGCUGUUUACGGUGCAUGCUGCAUUGGGCGAGUUUGAUUUGGCCAUGCACGCCUUUCACAGCUACGUGGAGAUCAUCGACAAAGCCAAGGCGCGAGCUGAGAAGACUGGGAAGCAACAAAUUGGCUCCGAUGACAACGAUACUGCAAUGCUCCUCGCCGCUGAUGCUGUCCGACUACUGUGCAGAUAUGGCGACCGAGACCAGGCCGAAAAAGCCAACGAGGUCAGCAGCAUCAUAGUCAGAUGGCUAGCCCAGCUGCAGCCAACUACAGGCGGAACCACUCUCAUCAAUGGCAAUGGCGGUGGUCACAACAGACAGACUUCUCAAUCCGUGGAGUCGGUCCUGAAACCGGAGACUCUGGCAACUGCAUACCGAGCUAUGGGCUUAAGCAAAGCGCACUGGGCCUACCUCACCUACGAGUCUGCUGAAAGAACUUCUUUGCUCAACACUGCAGUGGAGCAUCUUCGACAUGCUCAGAAGCUGGACCCGACCAGCAUCGACACUGCUCAUGCCUUAGCGCUCGUGCUGGCCGAGACGCGCGAUGUACCAGCGGCUGUCGAGGUCGUUCGUAGUGCCUUGAACGGUUCAGUCAUGCUUAAAGGGCAGGCAGCAACACAGCAACACCAUGAACGAGAACGUCGGCUCUUGUCGCUUUGGCAUCUGCUUGCGUUGUGUCUGUCGGCGCAAGACAAAUUCGAUGUGGCAGCGCAGAUCUGUGAUGCCGCCUACAAGCAAUUUGGCAAUUCCUCAGUGCUCUUCGGUGAGGCUCCCAAGCAGCAGUCACUGGAUCCGGAGAAAUCUACAACGUUGUCUCGUGCUACGCCGGGCAUUGUUGACCAAAUGGAAGGUUCAGAGAAAGAGAGUAUCCUGCAGAUCCGGAUGACCCACAUCCAUUUGAUUGAACUAAUGGACGGCUCGGAUGCUGCUGUCGAUCUCACUGACAGUCUGCUUGGACUCUAUUCUAGAUUGUUUGGCAAUCCAGAGCAUGUCAGGAUCGCCGAGAGCCGGCCACCUAAAACAGCAGCAACAGCGACCCCGUCGCGUCUUGGCGGCACGCUACGCAGCAUUACAGGAAGCAUUCGGCCGAGAUCAGCCAGAUCACGACGCAGUAGCAGUGCUGGCAAGACCACUGUGAGGCAGCGGUCUCUCACGUCAACAGAGAGUGCAGGGGAUCUUCGGCCAUCGACAAACGCGCAAAGUAUAGGUCCACCUAUAUCCAUCACGGUCACGAAUGAAGACGGGAGUCCGUCGAGCAAAAGACACCACCAUGGCCAUCUCCAUUUGCCAUUCCACAGGCACCAACACAAUGGCACAUCAGCUAGAACUUCGGCUACUAGUGUCGCUGAGGUGAAAGAGAAUGUCAAACCAACCGAGCACAACGCGGUGGCAGCGCAGGUGGCCCAGGAAUCCAAUGCUAGCCCACAGCAGCCUCUGAAAGAAAUGGAGCACAAUGCAGCGCAUGGAGAGCUGCCGCCACCCCCUGGACACGACGAACAACCACCUGUUCAAGACGUUCGAUUGCCAACGCCACACCCAGCUUCUGCUUCCACCCUACCAGAGUCACAUCUACUGCCGAUGCACGAGCGACGGCAAAAGGUAGGGGUUCUGAUCAAGACGUGGCUGUUUGUUGCAGGUCUGUACCUUCGAGCAGACUCAGCUGAGGAUGCCGAGAAUGCGGUUGAACGUGCCUCGAAGCUCGUCGAAUCAUUGGAAGUCGAGAUUGGGAGCGGUGCAGACGGUAUCAACGCACAACGCUUGUUCGAGAAAGGUUGGGGGAGUAGUAAAAGCAUAGACGAGUUGUGGGCCGACGUCUGGUCCGCUAAAGCACAUAUUGCCUCGUCUCGCCAACAACCCUUUGAAGCCAUCGCCGCGUUUGAGCAAGCCCUCUCGUACUAUCCUGACCACAGUGCAGGCAUCAUCGGCUUGUCGAGCCUUCUGCUGGAUAUCUACGAGCAGAAUAUUCCUGCCGAAGAGCCUCUUCCCACCCCACAGCCUGCUGCCACAACUUCAGGUUCUCUGAUCAACGAAGCACAGCCUUCUUUGACGCGGCCCAACACCGCCACAUCGACAGAUCCUUCGCGACGACCUUCUCUAGUCAGUGAUGGACGGCCUCAGAAGAUCGCGCUCCGGAAGAAGGACCCUACGCCUGCAGAGCUCAAUCGUCUGGCUGCUCGCGACCGAGCUUACAUGUUGCUGUCCAACUUGACGAAGCUAGGGACCGGCUGGGAUGAUUCGGAGGCUUGGUCUAUGCUUGCUAGAGCACAUGAGCUCAGCAGAGAAAUUGGUAAGGCCAAGCAGGCGCUGUGGUGGGUUGUAGAGCUUGAAGAUAGCAAGCCAGUGAGGCCGUGGAGGGAAGUUAGUCCGGGAGGAUAUACCCUUUGAGUGAAGGCAUCAACAUGGUAUAAUUCGGUGGAUGGUCGCGCUUCCUGAGUUGUACAUAUCACAUCAUCCGUCAUCAAUACCCAGCAUAGACUAAGGCAUUGUAGUUUUGUCUUUCCAAAAUUUCAGUUCCUUCCUACAGCA